AUGUUGGGACUUUCGUAUUGGGUCGUUCCCAUCUUCUCCGCAGUAGUAUGGACCGCCAUGCUUAUCACCAUGUUGGUCUAUUGGGCUGCUACCGGUAAACCUCGUUAUGUUACAAUGAGCGAAGGGCAACACAUUCCUUACAUCUCUGAUAUCGGUGCGGAUUACCUGAAAGCUAUGUUUAUCGCCAUGUCCGCCGUGACCGUCGUCACUUUCGAUCUCGCCUUCAUUUUCGAGCGCUGGUUGCGACACACGAACAAACUUGCACCAAACACAUCCCAUUGGCAGAAGAUUUACUCCAUGUGCGCAACCGUUGCCGCCAUUGUUGGUGCAGCCGGUCUGAUACUGCUCACCAUCUUCGAUUGCAAGAACCAUAACAGGCUGCAUAACAUCUUCCUCGGUGUGUUCAUCAUUGGUUACAUCAUCUCGGCAAUCUUCAUUUGUUGGGAGUACCAGCGCUUAGGCAUUCACUACCGCGAGCACUCCAUCCUCCGGAUUUCCUUCUGGAUCAAGCUCUUCUUCAUCAUCACCGAGGUCUGCCUCGCUGUCGCCUUUGCUGUUUGCUCCAAGCAGCACGUCUACAACGUCGCCGCCGUUCUCGAAUGGUGUGUAUCCUUCAUCUACUGCUUCUACGUGUUCAGUUUCUUCAUCGAUUUCUUACCUGCCACACGCUCCAAGCACCACCAGUCCAAGCAGACCGAGAUGCAAGUGUUUGAGGAAAGCAGCGAGACAGAACGGAGCCACAUGGGUGAUGGCGCUGCGGACAACCAGCAAUACUACCGUGGCAACUCGCAGAUGGCCGUACCCCAGACCAACGGCUACACCAACGGAUACACGAAUGGCAACGGCUACACCAAUGGUAACACCAACGGUUACGUGUCGCACACAGCAAACGGAUACCCCAAGCCUGCGGUAGACCCGUCCCCACUUCCUUCGCAGAACUUUUAA
This is a messenger RNA of Alternaria atra, 945 nucleotides long. RefSeq lists its product as uncharacterized. Bases 1 to 945 code for a protein of 314 amino acids. Gene Ontology annotation, biological process: GPI anchor biosynthetic process. Gene Ontology annotation, cellular component: Golgi membrane; endoplasmic reticulum membrane. The transcript is spliced from 2 exons. The record is from RefSeq and is a predicted model, not a curated record. Lineage: Eukaryota; Fungi; Ascomycota; Dothideomycetes; Pleosporales; Pleosporaceae.